AAAUGUGCCAAAUCUAUUUCCGUAACUUCUUCUUUUUGUCUUCACAGCUGUUUAUUGCGGUGUGCGAGUCAAAGUUCUUUAGAUGAAAGCUCACAAAAAAUUCCACGACAACGAUCAACAACUGGAACUUAUAAGAACGAUGCUCAUACAAAUCGUUCAUUUGAUACAAUGAAUGAGAUGAGAAAACAAAAUCUUCUCUGUGAUGUUGUGUUGGUUGCUGAGGGAAUGGAAAUUCCCGCACAUAAAAUGAUUCUUGCAUCUUGCAGUCCAUAUUUCUAUGCGAUGUUUACAGGAUUUGAAGAGUCAAAACAAGAUCGAAUAACAAUUCAAGGCGUAGAUUUUCAUGCACUUCAACUUCUUGUUGAAUAUGUUUACUCGUCUGUUGUUGUUGUGACUGAGGAGAAUGUUCAAGUUCUUCUCACAGCUGCAAAUCUUUUACAACUUACUGAUGUUCGUGACGCUUGUUGUGACUAUCUUCAAUCACAACUUGACCCAAGUAAUUGUUUAGGCAUUCGAGAAUUCGCCGACAUUCAUGGUUGUAUUGAUCUCUUCAAUUACGCUGAUUCUUACAUUGAACAACAUUUUUCCGAAGUUGUACAGUUUGAUGAAUUUCUUACACUUUCAUCGGAACAAGUUGAAACAUUCGUAAAAAGCGAUUCAUUGUCAGUUCCAUCUGAAGAAAGAAUUUUCGAGUGUGUCGUCGCUUGGAUUCAAUUUGAACCAUCAUUGCGUCAACAAUAUUUAGGUCGUUUGAUGCAGUACGUCAGAUUGCCACUUUUAUCCCAAGAUUACAUUCUUCAACGUGUCGAGAAGGAGCCGCUGCUUCAAGGCGACAUUCAAUGCAAAGAUUUAAUCAUCGAAGCUCUCAAAUAUCAUCUGCUGAAGAAUGAACAAAAACUUGUGUUCAGCUUCAACACGCCGCGAACAAUUCCAAGACGACCAAUUGGACGACCGAAAGUCUUACUCGUCAUUGGUGGACAAGCACCAAAAGCCAUCAGAUCAGUUGAAUGUUACGACCUACGUGACGAGAAAUGGUACCAAGCAGCCGAACUGCCUUCAAGACGUUGUCGAGCUGGUUUGGCAGUUCUUGGAGAUAAAGUUUAUGCUGUUGGUGGAUUCAACGGAUCGCUUCGUGUUAGAACUGUUGAUGUUUAUGAUCCGUCAACAGAUCAAUGGACAAGUUGCUGCAGCAUGGAAGCCCGACGAUCAACACUUGGAGUCGCUGUCUUGAACAGUUGCAUCUAUGCUGUCGGAGGAUUCGAUGGCAGUACCGGCUUAAACAGUGCAGAAGUCUUCGAUCCUAAAAGUCAAGAAUGGCGUUUAAUCGCUACAAUGUCAACACGACGAUCAUCAGUUGGUGUUGGCGUUUUAAAUGGUUUACUAUUUGCUGUUGGAGGCUACGAUGGAUCAACACGUCAAUGUCUUGCAUCGGUUGAAUGCUACAAUCCACUGCUUGACAGUUGGUCAUGUGUCGCUGAAAUGUCAGCAAGACGAUCUGGUGCUGGUGUCGGUGUUGUUAAUGGACUUUUAUAUGCUGUCGGUGGUCAUGAUGGGCCGCUUGUGCGGAAGUCUGUUGAAGCUUACAACGCUGACACUAAUCAAUGGCAUCAACCAGCUCAGAAUCAUUAUGCGAAUGUUGAUGUUGCACAACAACAGCAGCAGCAACAACCGCUUGCACUUGGCGUCCCUGCUCCUUUGAAUGAACCAAACGUUGCACAAAUCAUUAAUCUUCAACAUCAUCGAGCAAAUUAUCAUCAAUCAUAUCGAAAUGAUGUUUAUGACGUUCCACGUAAUGUGAGAAAUAACAACAACAAUAAUUUCUAUGUUAACGUGCCGAAUGGCAAUCAAAGACGAUCAAACUUACAUUUGGAUUUUAAUCGUCCGAGAUAUCCAACAAAUUAUCAGAAACAUCAAAGAAGCUUCGACGAUACUGAGUCAUGUUAUGGAUAUGUGACGGGUUCGGGGUCAGGAUCAUCGAAUCAAGGCUAUCCGAUGUAUGAGAGGAUUGGCGGCACAAGGGAAGAGCCGCUUUAUCAGAAUUCUGGUAUGUAUGGACGUUUGGAUGUGAUUGGACAUGGCAUUGGACGAAUCGAACGUCAUCUCAGCUCAUCAUGUGGAAAUAUUGAUCAUUACAAUGUUGGUGGUCAUUAUGCUGUGUUGAGUCAUUCGCAUGUUGGUCAAAUGGUGAUGAAUGCAAAUGCAAACAAUUCAAGUUCAUCAACAACGGCUCAGAAUUCUCGCGAUGGCGUCAAAUCUUUCUUCAGUUGCUUGAAUGGUGAAAGUUCUCAAUCUUUGAGUAAUAUUAAUGGCAUUGAAGGAGCUGCCGCUUCAUCAGUUCAGACUCAAAACCCACCAACACCGUCACUUCAACGAUCAACUGGCGCGAUUCCAAAGACAAAGAACAAACAAAGUAAUAAAGUUUCACCGAAACCUUCAACUUCUGGAUCAUCGGUAGCGUCAUCAUCAAUACCGCCGAUACCACCGCCAAUGCCGACAAACAAUCGCAUUUCAAAGUCGUCACUUCAAUAUCUUCUACUCAACAAAUGGCUGCCACUUGGACCAGACUACAAAAUUAUUGAUUUUAAUUUUAUGUUUAGUCGAAAUUGUUCAUCGACUGGACAAUGUGAUGCUGGUGAAGGUGUUGUGCAAUUUAAUGGACAAGCUGAAAUGGUUGAUCCUGGAAUUUAUCAACCACAAAGAGAAUAUCCAACAAUGAAUCCAACGAAUUAUCCGAGAGUGAUUCGCAACACUCCGCAAUUGUCAAGAUUACGUGAAUCUGAUGCUGAAAAUUUGCAGCAUGAUUCAGCACGUGGUGGAAAUGCAUUUAGAGCACGUUCUGAAAGUCCAAGUUUUAGUGGUGGACAUCCAAAGAACCCACAAGAAGAUCCUUUCCGAAAUUGGUCAUUUAAUUUUGAGAAUAAUUCAUUCCGACCGGCAGGUGGCGUUACUGCUCAAAAAGAAAUUAAACGAAUAACUGAAGGAACUUUGGCGAUGAAAGAUUUUCAAGAGCAACCCUUAAUGAAAGAUUUGCCGUCGAUUGUUAUUGAUAAUCAGGAUGGAACAUUACAAGAAUCACAACAACAACAGCCAACGACAUCAAAAUCAACAAGUCCAUCAACGAUUAGCGACAAUUCAGGUGCAUCAACAUCAGCUUCAAGUUCAAGUCAAGGUUCAAAGCCUGGUGAGAUGAAAAAAUCUGAAAAUUAUGACAAUCUUGCAAGUUUACAACAAGAUGCGCCAUGCUCCAGUUCAACUUCAAAUGGAAUUCAAAUGAAGCAAAGGAAAAAGAAAUCAACUGAAAGUCAAUCGAGUACUGAUUCAGUGACUUUAGCGGAAGAAGAUGAAGAUGUUGAAGAUGCUUUUGAAGAGUUGGAAUCAGAUGUUGAUUAA
Clunio marinus is the source of this 3390-nucleotide messenger RNA. The record is from the annotation of a GenBank genome assembly. Lineage: Eukaryota; Metazoa; Arthropoda; Insecta; Diptera; Chironomidae.